Cucurbitaria berberidis CBS 394.84 is the source of this 2155-nucleotide messenger RNA. RefSeq names its product delta-1-pyrroline-5-carboxylate dehydrogenase 1. The transcript has 5 exons. Gene Ontology annotation, molecular function: L-glutamate gamma-semialdehyde dehydrogenase (NAD+) activity. NCBI's taxonomy places the organism in Eukaryota, Fungi, Ascomycota, Dothideomycetes, Pleosporales, Cucurbitariaceae. Bases 55 to 1806 code for a protein of 583 amino acids. The record is from RefSeq and is a predicted model, not a curated record. Gene Ontology annotation, cellular component: mitochondrial matrix.
CACAGCUCUUCGAUUGCGUCCUAAAUUCCCUAAGAAAUUCCUACGGCAUUCACAAUGGUUUCCUCGAAAACCCUUCAGCCUCUGUGCUCCGUUUCCAAGUCCCUCAACGCUCUGCCCGCGGCAUAUGCUGGUGCGCAAAUCGCAUCCAGAAGGUAUGCUGGCACGAUUGCAAACUUCAAGAUUCCUGCGGUCAACAAUGAGCCCAAUCAUCACUACACCAAAGGCUCCGUGGACAGACAGAAGCUCCAAGAUGCGCUUGCGGCGCUGAAGAAAGGUGCAGUCCAAGUACCUUUGGCUGUUGGAGGCAAAUAUAUCAACAACUCCUCCGUUCUCACACAACACAACCCCUCCUCACACGCCGACGUAGUCGCCAAAUACUCCAACGCCAGCCCGGCCGAUGUCAAGAAGGCCAUAAAGGCGGCAUUGGCAGCCAAGCCAGAAUGGGAGGCACUGCCGUUUGCCGAACGCGCCGCAGUGUUCCUCAAGGCGGCAGAUUUGAUCUCCACAAAGUACCGAUAUGAGAUAAUGGCUGCAACAAUGCUGGGACAAGGCAAGAAUGCGUGGCAAGCUGAAAUUGAUGCGGCGGCGGAACUGUGUGACUUUUUAAGGUUCAACGUCAAGUAUGCGGAAGAUACAUACGGAACUCAACCAGUACACAACUCACCAGGAGUAUGGAAUCGCGUCGAGUACCGCCCUCUCGAAGGCUUCGUAUACGCCGUAUCCCCAUUCAACUUCACAGCCAUCGGCGCCAACCUGCCCGCAGCGCCAGCCUUAAUGGGCAACGUUGUAGUCUGGAAGCCAUCUCCGUCUGCUAUCGCCUCCAACUGGCUACUCUACCAGAUCCUCAUCGAAGCUGGUCUUCCACCAAACGUGAUCCAGUGGGUCCCCGGUGAUGCAGUGGAAGUGACACAGGAAGUGCUCUCUCACAGGCAGUUUGCGGCGCUUCACUACACUGGCAGUACAGCCGUCUUCCGGUCUUUGUAUGGCAAGAUCGCAGAAGGUGUUACGGAGGGCAAGUAUCAGGGCUACCCCAGAAUUGUUGGCGAGACUGGAGGCAAGAACUUCCAUCUCGUUCACAAGGACGCGGAUAUCUCUAACGCGGCGAUCCAAACUGUCCGUGGCGCUUUCGAAUACCAAGGCCAAAAAUGCAGCGCCUGCUCACGUCUCUACGUCCCCGAGUCCGUCUGGCCGGAGUUCAAGCAGAUACUUGUUGCCGAAACCGAAGCCCUGAAGAUCGGCGAACCAUCCGACUUCUCCAACUUCAUCGGCCCCGUAAUCCAUGAAGCGUCCUUCAAGAAACUCUCCGGUGUCAUUGAUGAGGCAAAGAACGACAGCGAGCUUGAGCUCGUGGUCGGUGGAAAGUACGAUAGCAGCAAAGGCUAUUACAUUCACCCCACCAUCUACCGCACUUCGAAUCCUACCCACCCCCUCCUCUCUCGCGAACUCUUCGGUCCCAUUCUCGUUACAUAUGUCUACGACGACAGCACGCCAUCUUCAUUCGCCAACAUCAUCAAGAACAUUGACGAGGCUUCCGAGUACGCGUUGACCGGCGCUGUCUUUGCCAAAGACCGCGAGGUGAUUAAGUUUGCAUCCGACAAGCUUAGGGAUACCGCUGGAAACUUUUACAUCAACUGCAAAUGCACAGGCGCGGUUGUUGGACAGCAGCCAUUCGGUGGAUCCCGAGCCAGCGGAACGAACGAUAAGGCUGGAAGCGCGAAUUUGUUGGCAAGAUUUGUGAAUAUGAGGUCGGUCAAGGAAGAGUUCCUGCCCACGGAGAAGGUGGCAUACCCCAGCAACGAGGUUUGAUUAACUAUAACCGAGAUUGGAUAGUGGAAGUUGUAGAACAGAUUGGCAGAUUCAAAGACAUCUCGCAAAGGAUGGUUGGAAAAUAUCCGCCAUGGUGGAACUUUACAUAGCGCACGAUAGAUGCGCUAGGGUCAUUGGACGGGGCGUUAUGUUUAGGAAGGAAUUAUGAGAGACGAAUCAAAAAGGUUAAACAUGUACAAUUAUCAAGAUGCGAUGCACAAAUACAAACAACAAAUACGGAGACUAUUAUAAGGUAUCCACUGUCUGCGAAUCAGUUAAGAGCGGGUUAGUAGGGAUUCUACCCGCAUAGAGCUAGAAUGAUCCUUCCGAUAUUGACACAUCUUUCUCG